Molecule: messenger RNA, 1975 nt
Organism: Capsella rubella
Lineage: Eukaryota; Viridiplantae; Streptophyta; Magnoliopsida; Brassicales; Brassicaceae
Product: cyclin-dependent kinase C-2-like
Exons: 7
Coding region: 741-1754 (337 amino acids)
Biological process (GO): protein phosphorylation; positive regulation of transcription elongation by RNA polymerase II
Cellular component (GO): nucleus; cyclin-dependent protein kinase holoenzyme complex
Molecular function (GO): RNA polymerase II CTD heptapeptide repeat kinase activity; cyclin-dependent protein serine/threonine kinase activity; ATP binding
Source: RefSeq, a predicted model, not a curated record
UCUCUAAAGAAGAAAAAAAAGAAAAAAAAAACGAUUGCGGCAACCUACUCAGAUCUUAUCGGGGCUGGUGCUCAGUGGUCCUCCGUGAACCGUCGCCGGCCCCUCCUCCUUUUAUUUCCUUGUCUACGUGAUUUCUCUGUGCUCAGUUAUAUAUGUUGCUUCUUCUAUGUGAAGAGCCUCUUAGAGGAGAGGAGAUCCCGUCGAAGAGGAGAUCGCGUGUGCAGCUCUGUUCUUUCGGUGGUCUCUCUGAAAUAUCCAAUUCGAAGCUCCUGUACUGUUCAACAGUUCUCGGUGAGCUUCUUUUGUCGGGUGAAUUCAUGUCUUUAGCUUUCCGGAUCGGAUCUGAGCUGGUUCAGAGGCUUGCCGGAAGCGUCGACCGGCUAAGGCUCAGGGUGAUGUUUACGGUUUAGUAUUGAGCUCCGGUAACCCGGUUCCUGGGUGGUGACAUGCCGGCGCUUCCUAGGGUCUUCUCAAAGCUUUCUAACUAUACCACAAUCAACCGGUCCAGUAUGGUUAUUGUAAUUUCUAUCCGAAAUCAAUCCACAAUUGUGGUUCAGUACAAGAACCGGUUUAAACCGGAUAAAUUCUGUUAGAUCCAAAUAAAAGCUUCAAGGCGCGGAGCGAAGUCUUCAAACCCAAGAAAGUUCUCGGAGAGAACAAGUGAAGAGAACAAGUGAAGCAAGAAGGGGCGCCAUUGGAGAAAUUUCUCCGAGAGAAGAAGUUGAAAUUCUCCGGUGAUCAUGAGUGAUGCUCGAGAAGAAACGGACGCGGAUAUGGCAGGCGAAGAAGUAUCUCCACAUCUCGAUGGAUACCUUAUGCUGGGAAAGAUAGGCGAAGGAACUUUCAGUAAGGUUUAUAGAGCUACAGACUCCUUAACCAGUACAAUGGUGGCGGUAAAAGAAUUAAAGCUUGAGAUGUAUGGUGGCAUAUCACAAUUAGGGUCUGAAGAAUUGCCUUUUUAUGCAAGCCGUGAGAUACGCAUCCUACAAAAGCUUACUCAUCCUAAUGUGAUCAGUUUGAAAGAAGUACUGACUCCUUCAAAUAAGAACAUAGGAGGAAUCUACAUGGUUUUCGAGUACAUGGAUUCUGACUUGUCUAAACUUGCCAAAGAAGAGAUUACGGCUCCUGACAUUAAGAAUUACAUGAAGCAGUUGCUCGCUGGACUUGAGUACUGUCAUGAGAAUCAAGUUCUUCACCGUGAUAUUAAAGGUGCAAAUAUACUGGUUUGCGAGAAUGGAAAUUUAAAACUUGCGGAUUUUGGGCUUGCAUGUUGUUUAAAGGAGGAUGAUGUAGAUCUUAAGGAUGUAUUUCCUGCCGUAUCAGACUCAACAUUUCCUGGUGAUCGUAAAUUGCAAGACAUGAUGAAUGAGCUUACAAGCGAAGUCAUUAGCUUUCUCUAUAAGCCACCUGAAAUCUUAACUGGGUCACGUCAAUACGGUCCAGAAGUGGACGUGUGGUCAGUAGGGAUAGUAUUUGCGCAGCUGUUGAAUAAGGGAGUCCACAUCUUGUGUGGUGUUGAUAGAGAUGAUCAGUUAAAGAAGAUUUAUGAGCUUUGCGGACCACCAUCUAAUGAAGAAAACUUGCCCGGGUUUUCUGAAAAGGUGCCUUCUCAGCCUAUGAAGACAUGUCUGAGAGACAAAUAUCCAAACUUUGAUCGCAAAGCUCUUGAUCUUUUGGCCAGAAUGUUGGUGAUUGAUCCGUCCGAGAGAAUCACAGCCACUGCUGCUCUUGCUCAUCCUUAUUUUCUGGACUGAUCGACUCCAUAUGACUUGAAAGAUGCAAUACAACAAUGCUUGAAGAAGAAGCAGCAGCAAAGAGACAUUAUUCUGACUCCAACAGAGUUUAAAAUGUAUAACUUUUGACAAAAUAGUUAGUGAAUCCAUAUAUUCUCUUGUUAGUAACCGGAUUAAACCAAACAGUGAAAUGGGAAUUUUCUGGUUCGGGUUAAACAUUAAACCGAAUGCCAAAGCUUUAA